CAAAGCUAAACUGUAACGAACCUUCUAACUGUCACCACAAAUUCUUCUCCUAUAUAUCACCACUCCCUCCAAGCUCCCAAAUCUCACCUUCCCGGUAAUCAAAAUCCCAACCACUCUCUAUACAAAUUAAAAAACAAAAACUAAAUUCCCAGAUUUUUUUUUUCAAUUUUUCUCAUACAAAACACACUUUCUAACCAACACCAUCCAAACAAAAAUCAUUUUUCUAAUUUCAAUGCGUUUUUCUUCUUCCUCUUCCUCUUCAUCUCCAUGCCAUAUUCAAUCCUCCAAUAUGUUUGCCCACAAAACCUCUCCUUUUCUUCAAGUUUUUCAUUUCCGCACUACUUCUCAUAAUUCCUUCAAAUUCCGCUGUCUUCUCCACCGGAUUGCCCCCAAAUUCACUGUCUCCUCCUCUCUCUCUUCUGUUUUCACCUCCGGUAACAUCAUCGCCGCCGCAGCUGCUGCCUCCUCCGGUUCCGGCUCUCUCCAUGGUGCUGUUACGUCCGCGAUUACGCAAGUCGCUGUCACAGCUGUUGCUAUUGCCUCUGGUGCUUGUCUCUCCACUAAGGUUGAUUUUUUGUGGCCUAAAGUGGACGAACAACCAGGUUCUUUCGUUGUGGAUGGAGUCGACGUGACUGGAUAUCCUAUAUUUAGCGACCCAGAGGUGCAAAAGGCUGUUGCUUUUGCUAAAAAGGCUCACCAUGGGCAGUUUCGGAAAACAGGAGACCCUUAUUUGACCCAUUGUAUCCAUACUGGAAGAAUCCUUGCAAUGUUGGUUCCUUCAACCGGCAAAAGGGCUGUUGAUACAGUUGUGGCUGGGAUUCUUCACGAUGUAGUUGAUGACACACGUGAAAGUUUAAAUAGUCUAGAAGAAGCGUUUGGCGAAGAUGUGGCAAAAUUAGUAGCUGGUGUUUCCAGAUUAAGUUAUAUAAAUCAGCUGCUACGUAGACAUCGCAGGAUAAAUGUGAACCAAAGUACCCUUGGUCAGGAAGAGGCAAAUAAUUUGCGAGUUAUGCUGUUGGGCAUGGUCGACGAUCCACGUGUGGUGCUCAUCAAGCUUGCAGACCGUCUUCACAACAUGAGGACCAUUUAUGCUCUGCCCCCACUGAAGGCUCAAGCUGUUGCACAGGAGACCUUACUUAUUUGGUGCUCACUUGCUUCUAGAUUGGGUUUAUGGGCAUUAAAAGCGGAACUUGAAGAUUUAUGUUUUGCAGUUCUUCAGCCUCAAUUGUUUCGAAAGAUGCGGGCUGAUCUGGCUUCCAUGUGGAGCUCUAGCAACAGGGCUGGAUAUCCAAGAAGAACAUCUAACAAAUCUGGCUCUCUAUCUUUGGAUGAGAAAAUUUUGAUUUCUGAUAGUGAAGAUUCUGUAGCUUUCAGUGAAGAUACCUCAACAAUGAAGGAUCUUUUGGAAGCUGUAGUACCUUUUGAUAUCUUGUUGGAUCGGAAAAAAGGGACCAUAUUUCUUAACAAUCUUGGAAAAACAUCAGAUACUCAAACCAGACCAAAGGUUGUUCAAGAUGCAGGAAUUGCUCUAGCAUCUCUUAUUGCUUGUGAGGAAGCACUUGAGAGGGAGCUAUUUAUAUCUACUUCUUAUGUUCCAGGCAUGGAAGUAACUUUGUCUAGUCGACUAAAAAGCCUCUUUAGCAUCUAUAGCAAGAUGAAACGGAAAGAUGUUGGCAUUGAUAAAGUUUAUGAUGCCCGUGCACUAAGGGUAGUUGUUGGAGACAAGAAUGGAACUUUACAUGGACCUGCUAUUCAGUGUUGUUACAGUCUUCUCGACAUACUUCAUAGGCUAUGGACCCCCAUUGAUGGUGAAUUUGAUGAUUACAUUAUUAAUCCAAAGCCCAGUGGAUACCAGUCUCUUCACACAGCAGUACAAGGUCCUGACAAUGCACCUUUGGAAGUCCAGAUAAGAACGCAGAAAAUGCACGAGUACGCUGAGCAUGGACUUGCGGCUCACUGGCUUUAUAAAGAAACUGGAAUUGGGUUGCCUUCUAUAAACAGCAUGGAUGAAUCUGAAACUGAAUCAUCCUGUUUCUCCAAAGAUAUUGAGGAUCAUAAUUCCAUAAAAGAUGAUCAGUUUCAGAAAUACAGAUCCCUGAAGGAGGGCCAUCCAGUCCUUAGAGUUGAAAGAAGUCACUUGCUAGCUGCUGUUAUAGUCGGAGUAGAUAAGGGUGGAAGAGAAUUGCUAGUUGCUGUGAGCUUUGGACUGGCAGCUUCUGAAGCAGUAGCUGACAGAAGAUCAUCUUUCCAAAUAAAGCGAUGGGAAGCUUAUGCAAGAUUGUACAAAAAGGUCUCAGAUGAAUGGUGGUGUGAACCAGGACAUGGGGAUUGGUGUACUUGUCUUGAGAGGUAUACGCUUUGUCGAGAUGGUAUGUACCAUAAGCAAGAUCAAUUCGAGCGCCUGUUGCCAACUUUCAUCCAGGUUAUUGACCUGACAAAGCAAGAAGAAUCUGAAUAUUGGGCUGUUGUCGCUGCUGUUUUUGAGGGCAAACCUAUUGAUUCUGUGGCAUUCAGGCCAACUUUAGAUUCUGUUAUCUCCAAUUCUAUUGAAGCUAGUAUCAACAAUAAGAUCCGAUUAUUGAGAACAAUGCUUCGGUGGGAAGAGCAGCUACGCACUGAAGCAAGUCUAGGGCAACCAAAGUAUGAUAUGAAGUCUCAGUGUAAAGUGGAGUCUAUUGUUCUUGGUGAAGUAGUAAUAAUCUGUUGGCCCCAUGGUGAAAUAAUGAGAUUAAGGACUGGCAGCACUGCUGCAGAUGCUGCUAGAAGAGUAGGAUUUGAAGGCAAGCUGGUUUUAGUGAAUGGUCAGCUUGUAUUGCCAAAUACUGAGCUCAAAGAUGGCGAUGUGGUUGAAGUCAAGGUAUAAAUAUUAUACUCCUCCAAGCUCAAUUGACUAGUGUAGAUAGCAUGGUAAAGUUGGCAUGCAUAGUUCAAUUGUAAUUAGGCUACCAUUUAAUUUUAUGUUGUAAAUGGGCUUUGAUUGUUAUGUUUGUGUAAAUAUUGGCGAAUUCAAUAUCAGAAAAAUUUGGAUUUUUUUGGGAA
Manihot esculenta (cassava) is the source of this 3039-nucleotide messenger RNA. RefSeq lists its product as uncharacterized. Bases 233 to 2863 code for a protein of 876 amino acids. The transcript is spliced from 18 exons. The record is from RefSeq and is a predicted model, not a curated record. Gene Ontology annotation, biological process: guanosine tetraphosphate metabolic process. NCBI's taxonomy places the organism in Eukaryota, Viridiplantae, Streptophyta, Magnoliopsida, Malpighiales, Euphorbiaceae. Gene Ontology annotation, cellular component: chloroplast.